Lethenteron reissneri (Far Eastern brook lamprey) is the source of this 4212-nucleotide messenger RNA. RefSeq names its product mucin-19-like. The record is from RefSeq and is a predicted model, not a curated record. Gene Ontology annotation, biological process: regulation of short-term neuronal synaptic plasticity; regulation of AMPA receptor activity. Gene Ontology annotation, cellular component: postsynaptic density; AMPA glutamate receptor complex; postsynaptic membrane. Lineage: Eukaryota; Metazoa; Chordata; Hyperoartia; Petromyzontiformes; Petromyzontidae.
CCAGCCAUGGCAGUCACAGAGAUGAGGAUGUUGCGGUGGAUGUUGGGUUUGACAAGGAAGGACACAGGCGGUGAGAAAUGAAGAAGCGAGAGAAAGACUCGAGGUGGUAGAGAUCACAGAGGAGAUGAGAGGGAGAGAGAGAAAAGGCUCUGGCGUGGUUCGGUCAUGCUGAGAGACGACAUGAACAUUACGUGAGGCAGAAGAAAAGUGGAAAAAGAGAGAUCAAGAGGAAGGCAGAAGAAGAGACACAUAUUUUUUGGAGCCAAGUGCUGUUCGCGAGGAGCGCCUAUCGAGGUCUGCACGGCACACGAGAGAGGGGGGGUGGGUGGCCAGCACCACCCCGUCCGCCUUUGUCUCCCGCGUGGCGAUGUUUACACACCGCGUUAGGUUGAGUCGACCUAGGGGAGGCCCAGGACCGGUUCGAAUAAUCGUCACUGGUGUUGGUGGCCGUGAGCGGGAAUCGAACUCGGGUCGCCAGCUACAUGAGGCCCCGUCACAAAGCCUGACGGGAGGGAGACCCCGAGGUCGGGACGCUUUGCAUGGAGCCGCGGCCAUGGAGACACAUCCUCGUCUGCCACCGACUUCUCCGUCGCGACCAUCACCAGCAGCGCCUCCAUCAUCGCCAUCGUCGUCACCGUCUUCAUCAUCUUCUCCAUCAUCGUCGUCAUCAACGACAACAACAAGAACAACAACAACAACAAAAGCACCUCCAUCAUCAUCAUCAACAUCAUCAUCAACAUCAUCGUCUCCAUCAAAAUCAUCGUCUCCAUCAAAAUCAUCGUCGUCAUCAUCACCAUCGGUGCCGCCGUCGACAUCAUGGCAGUACACCUGCUCAUCGUCAACAACAACAACAACAUCGUCGUCAUCACCCUUCCCGUCCACACCACCCCCGUCGGCCCUGCUGCUGCUGCUCGCCCUACUCGCCGUGUGGGCUUUGCUGUCGUCCGCCGCCGACGAGGUCCAACCCAGGACCACCACGAGCCCCAAACGGCGGCCCCAUCACCACCCCGGCUUCGCCAACAGCCGUGGCCGUGCGCUGGCCACCACGUUUCCAUCUCCUCCUCCACCUCCUCGUCGUCACCCACCUGGACCUCCUACUCCUCCUGCUCGCAACAACAACAACAACAACCCAACCACUGGUCGACCUUCCCGCACAUCGUCCUCCAGCCAGGAGGCGAACACCUGCCGCGGUUACUACGACGCGAUGGACCAGUGGGACCCCCCAUUCAGCUGCAACAACAGCGGCAGCUACAGAUACUGCUGCGGCACGUGCAACGUGCGCUUCUGCUGCACGGAUCCACAGCAGCGGCUCCAUCAGGACGCGUGCGCCAACCACGUGACCCCCUCGCGGAGCCCCACGCCGAUAGCGGAGGAGCCCACGGAGAGCAACGUGGACGUCUCCACGGGGGUCGUCGUCCCGGCCGUGUGCGGAGUCAUCGCCGUGCUGCUGCUGAGCGGAGUGCUCGCCAAGAUGGGGCUCGACAAGGCUGCGGACGCGGCCAGGAACAUCAACUUGCCCAUGAGGACCGCUCUCGUGGCCGCGUUGCCGAGGAGGGGAGCUACCCGGGAGGAGGAAGCGGAGAGUCACUCUCUGCGUGGAAUCUCCCAGAGGGGCGGCUCGCUCCCGCGCUCCUUCAAGAACAACAUCGAGAAGCCGCGCCUGGACAACAUGCACGUGACGGCCGCCCUCAUGACGCCGCUGGCGCCCUCGCACUCGCACCCUCACCUCCUGUACCUCUCCGAAGCCUACGGCGUCGCUCCGGGCUCCAAGCCGCACGUGGCGCAGUUCAACUCGCUCAAGCGCCUCGCCGAGAAGGAGAUGAGCGACUACUACUCGCGCAAGCGGCACCUGGCCGAGCUGGCGAGCGGCACGCUGCCCCUUCAUCUCGCCCUCACUCCGCCGCUGCCCGGCUCCGCGCCCUCCUCCGGCGGCGGCGGCGGCAUCGGCGGCGUCGUCGUCGUGGGCCCCGCGGCGGGGACGGUGUCCUCGCUGUCCCACCGGCCCAGCCCCGAGCCCGGGACGCGCUCCGUGGCCGACGAGUGGGCGCGAGUCUGGAAGCGCAACGCGGCCGCGGCGGCGGCGGCGUCUUCGGCGGCGGCGCUGGCGGAGCGCGACGCGAGGGGCGAGCGCCACCGCUGCUUCCGCGCCUACGGAUCGACGCCGGUGCUCGACGAGUCGGCGUACGGCGGCGGCGGCGGCGAGGUGACGCUCUCCGUGUCGGCGGCCCUCGUUGACUCCGACGAGGGCGAGCGCGGCGUGGUGAUGGUGGUGGGCGGCGGCGGCGGUGGGAUGGGGGGAGCGUUGCAGGCACCGUCCGUCGCAUCGAGCGUCUCGACGGGCGCGACGCCGCAGUCGUUCCGGCACCGGCACCACCAGCAGCAUACGUGGAGGAGCGGCUCCGAGAAGGACCGCUCGGGGGUGUUCGGCUCCACUCCGUCGCUGACCCGCGAGUCGCGCACCCUCUCGCAGCGGCUGCCCAACUUCCCGAGCGACGAGGCGCCGAGCCGCUACCACUCGGCGCGCCGCCUGCACCACGUCUCCGCGCGGCACGCGCCGCACGAGCGCCCCACCGCCGCCGCGCACUACGCCGGCGGCUCCCUGCUGGGGGCGCCGGGCUGCGGCGGGGGCGGCAGCGACCGCGAGCGUCGCGCCGGCCGCAUGUCCCUCCGCUACCCUGGCGAGACCUACGGCUCCACGCCGGCGCUCGACCGCGGGCGGUUUCCCCCGCGGUCGGCCAGCGGCGGCGGCGGCAGCAACGGCGGCGGAUUCUCAUUCGGGACGCUCGGCCGGUCUGCGUCGUCGGCCCUGCACCAUCAGCAGAUGGCUGACGACGACCCGAUGGCCCCGGCGUCUUCGUCGCACCACAGCGACCAGCCGACGGGCGACUCGUCGGACGACCACGACGGCCCCGUGGCGCAGCACGGGAAACACCGGGCCCAGCCGCCCCCGCCGCCGCCGCACCACCAUCACCAGCAGCAGCAACAGCAGCAGCAGCAGCAGCAGUCGACAUCGGCGGCGUCGUCGUCGCAAUCCAAGUCGGGCAAACAGCGGCGCGGUUUCCUGGCGCGGCUCUCGUUGGACGAGGAGGCAGAGUCCGAGCCGGGCUCGUCGGGGGCCGGGCCGCCGCCACCGCCGCUCCCGCCGCGUUUGCCGGCGCGCUCCGGUUCAGGCUCGGGCCGGCCGGGCGGCACCAUGACGCCGGACCGCGUGAUGGCGCGGGCGCGCAGGGCCGAGGCUCACCUGGGGUCCACGCCGUCGCUGCACAAGGGCUGGGCCGAGCGAGGCGGCGGUGGCGGCGAACGAGGCGAACGCGGCGGCGGCGGGUUCGAGCGAGCGGGCGGCGCCGGUGGGGGUGCCAGCACCACGGGGCGCGUGAUGAGGAUGCAGAGCGUGCGGGAGGUCGCGCGCGGUGACAACUACCGCACGUGGAGCCUCUCGAACACGGCGGCCAAGCGGCAGGCGUUUGCCGGUCGCCGGCACAUGACGCUGGAACACCUCAACUACGUCGGCCCGCACGCCGCCGUGACACCCUCCUCGUCACAGCUGCAGCAGCUGCAGCAGCAGCAGCAGCAGCAUCAUCAUCAGCACCAGCAGCAACAGCAAGCAGCCGCAGCAGCAUCAGACGAUGUAUGGGUUGAGCAAUGAGGUUACAGUGUGACAAUGACGAUGGUUGUUGUGGUGGUUGUGUUGACGGAGUACGAUUGCAGGGUGGGGGUUGGGGGUGGGGAAUUUUUGAACACGCAAUUUUACACUCCACAGGCAUGGAAAUGUCAAGUGGAGAAAAUGAAACGAGAGAGAGAGUGAAAGAGCCAUGCGGAAAUCAACAACAACAACAACUUGGAGCAUGAACUAUGCCAAUUUGGGUAACUGUGUCAGGCUUUUCGAUGUUUACCUGUGACGUGUGCGCGUCCGCGCGUGUGGUUUUAGGGUGCGCGACAAGGAUUGAUCACGUGGUGCGAGAAAGCCCCCCUCUCUGUACCAACGAGGAGCCCUAGUCCCCGCACAGGCCAUCAUCAAUGUUGAUGCCCCCGAGUAGAGCCCGAGUCAAGGUUCCCCGGCCGGCGAUCUGACCGCUAAACCCAAUUCUAAGGUGACCUUGGGGGACGAUACUCAUGAACGUCGAGCUGGCCACACAGAAGCAGUAUCUUACUGUCACCCCCCCCCCUCUCCCACUACAAGAGAGAAAAUACCUGCCUGGGCAAUUUGGAUUA